Molecule: messenger RNA, 1932 nt
Organism: Lytechinus variegatus (green sea urchin)
Lineage: Eukaryota; Metazoa; Echinodermata; Echinoidea; Temnopleuroida; Toxopneustidae
Product: microfibrillar-associated protein 1-like
Exons: 11
Coding region: 269-1768 (499 amino acids)
Biological process (GO): mRNA splicing, via spliceosome
Cellular component (GO): U2-type spliceosomal complex
Molecular function (GO): RNA binding
Source: RefSeq, a predicted model, not a curated record
UCGUUAUCUAUGUGUCGCGAACGAUUUUGCGUAGAAAACACCAAUAGAAAAUGCUUCAAUCCAAGGAAACGAUGUCCAAAUCUAAUUAUUUGUGAUUUAUUUACUCUCCAGGCCAAGAGUCAGUUUCUGGAAACUAACCUUCAGACAAGCCUGUUCACCACAGAGUCAGCUCCAAUCUCCCUUCCAUCACUCCCGGCUGACCUUUGACCUGAUCCCCCGGUGAACUCCGUCCUCUUGUGAAGUAACGUACCACACCUGAAGAGCCAGCAUGACUAGUCGAGGGAGCAAAGGGGUGGAGAGGGUUCCUAUCCAGAGCACAGCAGGUGCUAUACCCGUAAAAAAUGACAAAGGUCAAAUUAGUAUGCAGAAGGUAAAAGUCAAGAGAUAUGUGCCUGGUAAAAGACCUGACUUUGCACCUCAGUUUAGUAGUGAUGAGGAUGAGGAGGCCGAGGGACCCUUCAUUGGGAGACGCAAACAACAUUAUCAGUCGUCAAGGCUCGAUGCUGAAGACGCGAGAAUCAGAAGGUUACGCGUCAGGCAGGAAGAUGAUAGCGAUGACGAAGAAGAUGAGAGGAUUGCACGUCACAGGCAUAUCCACGGUCCAGAGAUUCUUGACGAAGUCAAUGAGGAGGAAGAAGAGAACGAUCUCAGUCAUCGAAGCCGGGACCGUGGUCGCAGGCUACACGAGCGGCGUGAGGAGAGCUCCGACGAUGAAAUUGUCGCGGAAAGAGAAACUGAGGUGUAUUCGAGAAGCUUCCGGGAAGUGGACCGCCGAGAAGCAGCACCCAGCAAGGUGUAUCGGAUGGAGGUGGAGGAGAGUUCUUCUGACGAGGAGGAACUCGAUGAGGAGGAGAUCGAGAGGAGGAGAGCGGCGAUGAGGGCUCGAGCUAGACAACGUGUCCAGGAAGAAGAGGAGGUGCUUGGGGUGGACGAUGAGAUCAAGAAGGAGAAAGUAGAUUCAGAAGAAGAGGAAUCGUCAGAAUAUGAGGAGUAUACAGACUCGGAAGAAGAGGAUGGACCAAGGUUAAAACCGGUAUUUGUUGCCAAGAAAGAUCGUGUCACCAUUCAAGAAAAGGAAAUAGCUGCCAUGAAAGAGCAGGAACUAGAACAAGAUGCCAAGCGCAAGGCCGAGGAAAGGAAAAGAGAAACGAUAAGAAUGGUGGAGUUAGAUGCAAGGCAGAUCCAGCAAGCGGAGGAGGACGUUGGUUCCAACGAGCCCAACCUCUUGACGGUAAACACCGACGACGAGAACGAUGAAGUCGAGUACGAGGCUUGGAAGGUUCGCGAACUCCGCAGGAUCAAACGGGACAGGGACGAACGUGAACAGAUUGAGAAGGACAGACUCGAGACGGAGAGAUUGAGAAACAUGACGGAGGAAGAGAGAAGAGAAGAACUAAGGGUGAAUCCCAAACAGAUAACCAACAAACAGAGUAAAGGAAGAUACAAGUUCUUACAGAAGUAUUAUCACCGUGGAGCUUUCUAUCUGGACGAUGAGAAGGAAGUUCUUAAAAGAGAUGUUUCAGGAGCCACACUGGAAGAUCACUUUGAUAAGACUGUCUUGCCUAAAGUCAUGCAGGUCAAGAACUUUGGACGGUCUGGUCGCACCAAGUACACCCAUCUUGUUGAUCAAGACACCACCUCCAUGGACUCACCGUGGACCAACGAAACGGCCCUCUCCAGGAAGUUCCAGACCUCUGUCGCCGGAGGCAUGAAGCAAACCUUCGAGAAACCUACCGCAAGGAAAUCAAGAAAGGCUCCGAUGCAAUGAGAUUGGCCACUCUAGAAGAAUGGCUGUCGUUACAGCUGAAAAAUACAUUUACUUUACAGUGGUAAGUUUCCUCAAGAAUGUUUCAGACCACUAUUACAAGGGCAUGAAGCAAACCUUUGAGAAACCUUCCCACCACCACAAAGAAAUCAAGAAUGGCUCCAAUG